Messenger RNA from Emys orbicularis (European pond turtle), 744 nucleotides. RefSeq names its product olfactory receptor 51L1-like. Gene Ontology annotation, cellular component: plasma membrane. Lineage: Eukaryota; Metazoa; Chordata; Testudines; Emydidae. The transcript has a single exon. Gene Ontology annotation, biological process: G protein-coupled receptor signaling pathway. Gene Ontology annotation, molecular function: olfactory receptor activity. Bases 1 to 744 code for a protein of 247 amino acids. The record is from RefSeq and is a predicted model, not a curated record.
AUGGCUUUCCCUCUGUGCUCAGUGAACUACAUAAUGCUCUCUGUCAUAUGGCUGGACCACAGUCUCCUCAUCCCAAUGUUCUAUUUCCUUUCGACGCUGGCAUUGGCAGAUUUGGGCUUAUCUGUCUCCACCUUGCCCACCAUGCUGAGCAACUUCUGCUUGGAUUCCAGCUCCAUCCAUUUCAAUGCCUGCGUUACCCAGAUGUACUUCAUCCAGCCUUCUCCACCGCGGAGUCUGGGGUCCUGGGUCGCCAAGGGGUUUGACUGCUUUGUGGCCAUAUGCAACCCUCCGAGAUAUGCCUCCGUCUUGACAAAUGCCAGGAGCACAAAGGCAGGGGCGGCGAUUCUAUUGCGGGCAGUCUGUGUGAUGCUGCCAGUUGUCUUCCUCAUUAAAAGGCUUCCCUUCUGCCUGCACUCGGAUGUGCGGAGGUUGGCCCAUGGGGACAAAACAGGUCAACAGGUCAACUUGUACGGUCUGACUGCCACGGUACUGACCAAGGGAUUGGAUUCCUUGUCCAUCCACCCAUCAUAUGUCAUGAUCCUGAAGGCCGUCCUGAGCACUGCCUCCUGGGAAGAGCACCUCAAGGCAUUCAGCACCUGCAUCUCUCACACCUGCUGCACCAUCUACAUCCCACUCAUUGGGUUGUCCGUCCUACACAGGUUUGGGAGGCACCUGUCCCACCUCACGCAAACGCUCCUGGCCGAUGCCUACCUGCUGGUGCCCCUCUUCCCCACCGCGUCCUGA